UAAUUUUUGUUCAACAACCCUGGGAGAAACAGCUGAUGUUGUGUACUUUUUACUCAUUCUUUUGGAUACCAGAGAAUGAACACUGCGGGCCAUACACAUACACAUAUUUUAGAUGUCCAACCUGAGUGAGAAGGAAGCCGCAGCCAUCAUGUCGCCAUCCAUGGAGCAAGCACAAUCCCUGCCACUUCCCCAGAUCCCAGUAACCACCUCAGUGUCCUGCUGCUUUGUCCUGGCAGUGCUCUACGUGGGAAGCCUCUACAUUUGGAGCACCAAACACAACCGGGAUCACCCCUCGACGAUCAAGCGAAGAUUCGCCAGCGUUUCUGUUGUUAUGUUGAUUGCCCCGAUAUUCGUUUACUUCUUUUCCUCGCCGGAACUCCUCAACCGAGAGCCAUUUUUCAAACUUCUGGGUUUCCGGAUCGAAGGACUCUGGCAGGCAGUACUGAUACCAUAUGCCCUCACGGUGCUACUCUUCCUGGGGCCUAUUUUCGUUAACAUGCAAAACGAGUCCGUACGGUCCUACUUUGAUGUGGACUACUGGCGAGGAUCUUUUAGCAGUAUAAUCUGGGUACGCAACCAUAUAAUGGCACCACUAACCGAGGAGUUUGUGUUUCGGGCUUGCAUGAUGCCUCUUAUCCUGCAGAGCUUCCCACCUGUGGCGGCGGUAUUCAUAACACCUCUCUUUUUUGGCGUCGCCCAUCUGCAUCACAUCGCCGAGCGUCUGAGCCUGGGAGUCGAACUGAGUACAGCACUGCUAAUCGGAUUGUUCCAGUUUAUUUAUACCACAUUGUUUGGAUUCUAUUCCGCAUUUCUGUUUGCUCGUACUGGCCAUGUGGUGGCUCCGUUUUUAGUCCAUGCGUUUUGUAACCACAUGGGUCUGCCAGAUCUUCAGGAUCUGUGGCAGCAGGACCUGUGGCGUCGAGUAAUAGCCAUUGUACUAUAUAUAGUUGGAUUUGUAGGCUGGAUAUUGGUGUUGCCUUUGGCUACCGAUCCUGCCAUAUACCGCAACACUCUAUAUUGGAACGUAUAGAUCGCUCAGGAGAGUUGUAGCUAAAUUAUUGUUUGUUUAUCAACCGUUGCCAUAUAGCCAGUUUUAUGGAUGUCUCUUUGAUUUCUCAAAUUCUUCACGCCAAGUUAAUUAUAGCAUAUCAAAAUAUAAUGACUGGAACUAUCCAUUAAUAGAUCUAUGGAUUCCGCAGAAUGUCUUCCGUUCAAUUUUAUCACACUUAACUAGCAACAAUACCGUUUUCGUAGUUUCCUAAGUGAAUUUAUGUGGGAAAACAAUAGUUUUCAAUACCAGAUUUAAUAUAAAUAAAGCUGAGAUGUACUUAAACUAUAGUCCCUACUUUGAAGCCUUAUCUACGUUGGUUGAUACCCAAUAUUCCUAAUAGUUUCUUAUCUAGUGCUUAGAUAAGGUGGUUGAAUGUCUGUAUAUGGAACAUAAUUGAUAUAUCCAUAUUAUGUAGAAACAAUUAAAUACCUAAAGGGAGUCCUAUUAUACAAUUAUUAUACAUUUAUUAUGUCUAAAGUUCUAAAAUUUUAAAUUUUUAAAAGAGGCGGGAGAAUUUAUGCAAUUUAAAGGAAACACCAACAUCAGGGAAUUCCCACAGAUGGCGCUGCAAAGCUUACUCUGCUGGUUUUUAUCGAACCUUGUCCACCUCUAGCUCACAAUGUUUAGAGAUUUUGGCAUUAAUUUUUACAACUGACCUAAAAUAAGGAAUCCUGCCGAGAUCUGUCCCAAUCCCACGCAUUGCCAGCCUACAUGGACAGCGUGGACUAGUGGAGCUCUGAUUUCCGAUAUUCAACCGAUUUCUGUAUUUCCCUGUUAUGAUCUUUGUUUAUUAUGUGAUAACUCACACGACGCACAACUGAGAGCGACACAGCAGCACAACACCCCAAGGCCAGCGGCAGGAGGACCCGAGAAGAGGCCGCCAAAGUCCACGUCAACGUUCGGGACGACGGGGUGUUGAUGAUACGGAUAUAAUAUAGUAAACUACACGCACAAACAAGAGCCCACCCACACCACACCCCGUGGUAGACCGCAGAAUGUAUUGCCUACAAUGCCUGCUGCCCGUACUGCUGAUACCGAAGCCCACAAACCCGGCGCUAAUGGAGACGCAUUUGAUGUUUAUAGUUCUAUACCUCGUCGGAUUCUUCUUGGAGCGCAAGCCCUGCACUAUCUGCAGCCUAGUCUUCCUCACGGCAGUAUCACUGAUCUGCUACAGUGGAGUCGGAAACUGUAUCUUCUGGGGCAACUGUGAGGGUCACCAGUGCGAGAAUGGUUAAGGGGAUCCUCCUGCCAUCCUUAUCUUGAUCCAAGCCCUGUAGUCGUAGUCAUAGGGAGAGGACAGGGGACAUGUGCUAAUUAUCGUAAAUACCAUAAUAUUGAGUUACGUUAGCGUUGUUACAGCUUUACAUCCUAGAAACAAAACAAAAAUAUAUUUUAAUCGAGAAGGAUAAUCGGGAAUAGAGAAUGAAAAGGGAUAAGGAAACUUGACUAAAUCGAAAAUCAGUGAUACAAGUGAUGAGUGAGUCCGACCAGGAAAAAAGUGUGUGUAGAAAUCCGUAUUUUGUUUCCAUAACCAUCCCAUAACUCCUUUGGUUAUGAAUUCAGAGUGUGUGUUUUGUUUUAAAGCUUAGACGAAUUUAGUUUUUACGAAACGCUACGAAAAUGUAUUGUAUAUCGCCCCACCCAAGCCCUAUAAAAGAAAAUCAACAGCCCUAUUUAACCCACUCGUCAAUGCAACUAACGUUUAGUCAUAUAUGUUAAUUUACCUAAUUAUACAAUUAUAUUAUAAUUAUGAUUGUAAAGAGGGGGUACUCCUGACAUCGGUUGUUUCCCAGUCUUGUGCACAUGCAAAAAAUGUAAAUAUAACUUACACUGAUCAAAAUAUAAAUAAUAUACCUAAACUGUAAACGAGAGACAAGCAAAAGGAUAAUGUAAAAACGAUAAAUGCGAAAAAAAAAACCAUUUACAAUAAAUAUUGUUCGAUUUUUGCGAAUUUGUAUGAUUUGAGCCGAAAAAAAAAACGAAAGAAUGUCUAAAGGCACAAAAAUAAACUUUAAACAAUGCUAUAAAUCCUUUUCAUUUUCGAUAAGGGGCUUAAAGGAUUACCUUAAAUUUUUACCAAGUAAAGCAUAAAAGUCCGAGAAAUAAGACAUGACCAUUGAUUUCCAAUUUUCCACAAUUUUAUUCGUUUCAAAAUAUGUGUGAUAUGUAGUAUAUGUAUAUAUUCAUAUAAAAUGUACAUUUUGAUGUUGCUGUCGUUUGUUUUGGAAUUUGAUUAUAUCAAGAUCAGAUCAGCUUCAGCUUCGAACUUAAUUUACUAA
This is a messenger RNA of Drosophila ananassae, 3330 nucleotides long. It is a transcript of the gene Sras, whose product is annotated as CAAX prenyl protease 2. The transcript has 3 exons. The record is from RefSeq and is a predicted model, not a curated record. Gene Ontology annotation, biological process: CAAX-box protein processing. Gene Ontology annotation, cellular component: endoplasmic reticulum membrane. NCBI's taxonomy places the organism in Eukaryota, Metazoa, Arthropoda, Insecta, Diptera, Drosophilidae. The coding region runs from base 113 to 1030 and encodes 305 amino acids. Gene Ontology annotation, molecular function: metalloendopeptidase activity.